GUGCGCCGGUGUGUGUGUGUGAGUGUGUGUCUGAGUGUGUGUGUGAGUGUGUGUGUGAGUGUGUGUGUGUGUUUCUGUAAGAGCAGGAAGGUGGCGAAGGGCGGAGAGUCCGAGUGGGUGGAGGGAGGGGCCGGGCGGGAGAAGAAGAAGGUGGGAGGAGAGCCAGGUGGGAGGGUGGCGGCUCUCUCCGGACCUGGCGGGGGCAGCGCGAUGAGGCGGGUGACCCUGUUCCUUAACGGGAGCCCCAAGAACGGAAAGGUGGUUGCUGUAUACGGGACAUUAUCUGAUUUGCUGUCUGUGGCCAGCAGUAAACUGGGCAUAAAAGCCACCAGUGUGUAUAAUGGGAAAGGUGGACUCAUUGAUGAUAUUGCUUUAAUCAGGGAUGAUGAUGUUUUGUUCGUAUGUGAAGGGGAACCAUUUAUUGACCCUCAGGCAGAUUCUAAACCACCAGCAGGGUCAUCAGGAUCUCAUACAGACUGGCUAACACUGAAUGUUGGGGGCCGGUAUUUCACAACUACAAGGAGCACUUUAGUGAAUAAAGAACCUGACAGUAUGCUGGCCCACAUGUUUAAAGACAAAGGUGUCUGGGGAAAUAAGCAAGAUCAUAGAGGAGCUUUCUUAAUUGACCGAAGCCCUGAGUACUUUGAACCCAUUUUGAACUACUUGCGUCACGGACAGCUCAUUGUCAAUGAUGGCAUUAAUUUGCUGGGUGUGUUAGAAGAAGCCAGGUUUUUUGGUAUUGACUCAUUGAUUGAACACCUUGAAGUGGCAAUAAAGAAUUCUCAACCACCAGAGGAUCAUUCACCAAUAUCUCGAAAGGAAUUUGUUCGAUUUCUACUUGCCACUCCAACAAAGUCAGAAUUGCGCUGCCAGGGUUUAAACUUCAGUGGUGCUGAUCUUUCUCGUUUGGACCUUCGAUACAUUAACUUCAAAAUGGCCAAUUUAAGCCGUUGCAAUCUUGCACAUGCUAAUCUCUGCUGUGCAAAUCUUGAGCGAGCUGAUCUCUCUGGAUCAGUGCUUGACUAUGCAAAUCUCCAGGGAGUCAAGAUGGUCUGUUCUAAUGCAGAAGGGGCAUCUCUGAAACUGUGUAAUUUUGAAGAUCCUUCUGGUCUUAAAGCCAAUUUAGAAGGUGCUAAUCUGAAAGGUGUGGAUAUGGAAGGAAGUCAGAUGACAGGAAUUAACUUGAGAGUCGCUACUUUAAAAAACGCGAAACUGAAGAACUGUAAUCUCAGAGGAGCAACCCUGGCAGGAACUGAUUUAGAGAACUGUGAUCUUUCUGGGUGUGAUCUUCAGGAAGCCAACCUGAGAGGUUCCAACGUGAAGGGAGCUAUAUUUGAAGAGAUGCUGACACCACUACAUAUGUCCCAAAGUGUCAGAUGAGAAUUUUAGAACUGGAGGAAGAUGCCCCAGCUAAAAAUUAAGCUUUCCUUAUCACGUAAAUUUCUCCACCCACUCAGUUGUCUAGAAGAAGUAACACUGUAAGGGAAUAAAAACACAUUUAGAGGAUUAUACUUAUUCUCAGAAGUCUUAUAGACUUUUGGGGGGAAAAAUGACUUUUUUCCCACAUUCUGAUUUUUGCCAGAGCAGCACCCAUUUAAUAGAUGUAGGGAAGCUAGGGUAGACUGUUGCCUUUUGAGUGUGGUUGCAGGAUUUGCCUGGUUUUGUGACCAGGAAUAGUAUCUACUAUAUAUGCUUUUAAGUAGACAUGAUAUGGAAAUACCAUCUUGGUUUGAAAUGCGUUUGAGGAUUUUAAUUUAUGAAAAGCACAACGUAUGCAAUUAUAUUUAUUUAAUCACUAGAUGCAGUAUGGGUAUUUAAAGUGUUAAAUGUAAUAAAGAUUUUGGGAAAGGUUGUUCAGGUUUAAAAAAAAAUAGCUUUAGUGAUGCCUCCCUACUUUCUGUACCUGUCACACCAUGUGAAUAUGGUGAGGUCAGACUCCCCAAGGGGCUCUCUCUCCAGGUUCAUUUUUAUAACUUAUUUUUUUAGAACAGAAAGAGUAGCUAAAUUGAAGGAAAAAAAUUCUCUGUUCUUAACUAAUUGGGACAGAGUGGAAGAAAAUACAUCGGCAGAAGGUACAGUUCAACCUUCUAGAGAGAGGAGGACUUGGUCUGUAGCUACAUCUUCUAGAGUAGCAUUCCUUAGAAUCUUAUUCUAAACAAGUUCUGUUCGACAUCAGUUUUAUAAGUACUUAUACUACUAGCGUCAUUUCCUCCUAUUGCCCAAACAAGUAUAGGGAGAUACUUCAAAACCAAAAAUCCAAGGUGCAUUUUUAAUUUCCUUUCAUUCAAAUGCCAAAUCACUUAAACCAAGCCAGCUUAGAGAUUGGUACGACAUCCUAAUCCAUUGUCGUCAAAGCUAUACGAUAACGUAUAUUUAGAAGUGAACAAAAUGCAGUUACAUCUAAAAUCCGCCGAUGGAAAGUUAGGAUUUUAAAAAUCACUAAAUAUAGCCAGCAAAACAAACAAAACAACAACAACAACAAAAGCCGACUUAGUAAAAAUAAAGGCAUCUGAGUCAUCUAAGAUGUAAUACCGAUCAACCAGCACCUGUGGUUCUUUUACUUAUUCUGAUAGCGUUUUGUUUAUUCUUAGCAGAUUUUUUUUUUCUCUGUAGCAGCAGAGAUAAGGCCUGUAUUUCCUUGCCAAAAACUGGUAUCCUUAUGUCUGCCCCAAGAGCAGGGAUAGAAGCUGCGUCCAAAUGGGUUCUGAAUUCUACGGACUUACCAGUUGGAGGCAAUGUAUCAUAAAAAAAAAGAAAAACUACAUGUGUCUCCUUUGGGAGAAUGACACGUCUUCAAUAUUUACAUAGCUUAUUCUUCUAUAUAUACAUAUGCAAAGCUUUCCUUGACAGUAAAGGCUACACAUGCAUAGUGGGAGGAGAUCAGACCUUUCCAGGUGAAGGAAAGCUACUUCAGAAAUGAAUUAUUUUCUUUGCUUUAUUAUUUUUAUCAAGACAGAGAAGUAUUGUACUGAGAGAUAUCUAUUUUCAUAAUCAAUAUGUGCCUAAAUUAUAUUUAAGUCAUUUCACUCUGUACUAUAUUUUCAAUAAUUCCGGAAUGUGUUGUUCAUCCACAUAUGGGUACCUCUGUAGACAUUACCUUGAAACUGCAGACAAAGAUCUGGUAGGUCUAAACAGUAUGCUUAGAAACUGCAGAUGAAUGUAUACUGUAUUAAUAAACGAUGUGAAAUCUUGAGAA
Molecule: messenger RNA, 3196 nt
Organism: Erinaceus europaeus (western European hedgehog)
Lineage: Eukaryota; Metazoa; Chordata; Mammalia; Eulipotyphla; Erinaceidae
Gene: KCTD9
Product: potassium channel tetramerization domain containing 9
Exons: 12
Coding region: 211-1380 (389 amino acids)
Biological process (GO): intracellular signal transduction; protein homooligomerization
Molecular function (GO): protein binding
Source: RefSeq, a predicted model, not a curated record